AUGGAUAAUAUGGUAGUUGAUGAAGAUAAUUCACCAGCGACAACGACUAAUUUUAUUUCGACAGAGUCAACUUCAUUUGGUUACGAAGAUUUAAUCAUUCAUAUUCAAGCAAUUCAAUCUCAAAUGAUUAAAAUAACAAAAUUUCUUGAUGACCAAUGGAAAAAUGAAAAGAAUGUACGACAGGAAUUGAAAUCACGUUCAAUAACAUUUAUUGAUCCAUAUGGAAAUAAAAUAACCAACGAAUAUAUGGAUCAUGAAUUAAUUAGCACGUUGUUCAAGAAGUACACGAAAGAUUAUGUACCAAAAUAUUUACAAAAAUGGAUUCAAAUUGGAAAAAUGAAUCAAAAUGGUAUCUCAUCAUUGAGUGAUGAUUAUAUGAAAUUAUCCAUAUCGAAAUAUCCAGAUGAUUAUCAAUUUAAUUACAUAUGGUGA
Molecule: messenger RNA, 432 nt
Organism: Rotaria sp. Silwood2
Lineage: Eukaryota; Metazoa; Rotifera; Eurotatoria; Philodinida; Philodinidae
Source: the annotation of a GenBank genome assembly